This is a messenger RNA of Porites evermanni, 309 nucleotides long. The record is from the annotation of a GenBank genome assembly. Lineage: Eukaryota; Metazoa; Cnidaria; Anthozoa; Scleractinia; Poritidae.
AUGAAGAGCAACAAUCUUUUCAUCAGUUACAGUUCAAAAGAUGGUGCGUGGGUCAAUGAAAAUCUGAUUCCCAUUCUCGAUAAACACUCAAUAUCCUACAGCAUUCACACAAGAGAGUUGGGAAAGCCCAUUGUCCAAAACAUGGCAGACAGCGUCUACAGCAGCCGCAAAGUUCUGAUUGUCUUGUCUGACAACUAUUUCGCCAGUAACUUCUGUCGAGAUGAGCUGCACAUGGCCGUCCAGCGGGAGAAAGACGCUGCAGACUCCUCACUGAUUCUGGUGGUGUUCAGUAAGUUAAAGAUGCAGAGG